This is a messenger RNA of Aspergillus glaucus CBS 516.65, 357 nucleotides long. RefSeq lists its product as uncharacterized. The record is from RefSeq and is a predicted model, not a curated record. The annotation marks the transcript as partial. The transcript has a single exon. Gene Ontology annotation, molecular function: protein binding. Lineage: Eukaryota; Fungi; Ascomycota; Eurotiomycetes; Eurotiales; Aspergillaceae.
GUUGUGAUGCAAUCAUUGCACCCCGGCCGAGCCGAAGCAUUCAAGUUUCUGUAUGAAUACAACCCACCGAUAAUAACAAGGCACCUAGAUCAUAUUGGAGAUGCUCUUGGUUAUGCAGUUCUGGGUGAUAACAUCCCAUUGGCAUCCUUUAUUCUCAGUCAGGCUGGCACUGACCCAAAUAAAAGCCUGCUGCUUUAUAAACCUCCAAUUGGAUCUGCUGCGUAUUUUGGGAAUUACGAAAUGCUAGAAUUACUCUUGAAGCAUGGUGCCCGGAUCAAUGGCACAUAUACAGUUUAUCAGGCUAUGGAGAGUGGCAGUGUGGACAUGCUUUCCUUCUUGAUGAGCAAAAAGGAUGUG